AAUGAAAGGAGGAAAAUGCAGUAAGAUUUCUCUUUGCUCCUUCUGUCCUCUCCUCAGCGGCAUCGUUGUGUUGUUCCUUCACAUCUCUCUUUCCCUCUCUCUCUUGUCUCACUGUCUCACUUUCUCUUCCUCCGCCAAAACCCUAAUCCUAAUCGAGAUCGCAAUCGGAACAUACACAAACAGAGCCAAGCCAUGGACGGUGAUUCCUCUUGGAGUGCUCGUCUCUCUUCCGCCUCCAGGCGCUACCAAUCGGCUCUCCAAUCUCGAUCAGACAUGUUCAUGGGUUUCGAUGAAAAUGAUGGGGACGAUGAUAUAAGGGAGGAGUUUCUCUGCCCAUUUUGUUCCGAGUACUUUGAUAUUGUUGGAUUAUGCUGCCACAUUGAUGAAGAACAUCCAAUGGAAGCAAAAAAUGGAGUAUGUCCAGUUUGUGCAUUGAGGGUGGGGGUUGAUAUGGUAGCACAUAUAACCCUACAACAUGGGAGUAUAUUUAAGAUGCAGCGAAAAAGGAAAUCACGGAAAGGUGGAUCUUAUUCAACACUAUCAUUAUUGAGGAAGGAGCUACGAGAAGGAAAUUUGCAGUCCCUUUUUGGUGGAUCUUCAUGUAUAGUGUCCUCGUCUAAUGCAGCUGAUCCACUGUUGUCAUCAUUUAUACUGCCUUUAGCUAAUGAACAUACCAGCUCUCAGCCUCACUUGCACACUGAGGCAAGAUCAUCUAAAAAAGGCUCAGAUGAGAGUGUGUCAACAAGAAAUGUGGAGACAUCAACCUUGUCAGUUAAGGAUAAGGAGGAGAAGGCAAAAAGAUGCGAGUUUGUUCAAGGGCUGUUGCUGUCCACCAUACUUGAUGACAAUUUAUGAAGGAAAUUCAUGGAGGUGACUGCUUCAGUAGUGGGUAAUUCACAUGCGAUACCUGGAAUGUAUGGUUUGCCUGGUGAAAUUGUCUAUGUAUUUGAUCAGAGUGGGAAUAAGUAGUAGAAAAUGAAUGUAAUUUAUGUUUUAUAUGUGAACUGAUGUUUUUAGUUCAAGAGUUUUAUCAUCUCCUUUAAUCUCAGAUCAUAAAGCUUAAAUGAAAAGGAUCCUUUCCUACCGGUAA
Molecule: messenger RNA, 1090 nt
Organism: Vigna unguiculata (cowpea)
Lineage: Eukaryota; Viridiplantae; Streptophyta; Magnoliopsida; Fabales; Fabaceae
Product: protein DEHYDRATION-INDUCED 19 homolog 3-like
Source: RefSeq, a predicted model, not a curated record